Microthlaspi erraticum is the source of this 543-nucleotide messenger RNA. The record is from the annotation of a GenBank genome assembly. Lineage: Eukaryota; Viridiplantae; Streptophyta; Magnoliopsida; Brassicales; Brassicaceae.
AUGCUUGACCCCAACCCUGAAACUAGAAUCACUAUUGCAAGAAUCAGGGAAUGCUCUUGGAACAGGAAAGGACUGUUUGGAGAUGUGUAUGACAAGCAAGAAUCUAGAUUCACAUCUGAGAAACCUGCUUAUGUGAUAAUAUCUAAGCUAGAGGAAGUGGCACAGCGAUUGAAACUGAGCAAAAGAAAGCGUGAAGCAGAUUUGUUCAAAUUGGAAAGUUUAAAGGAAGGAAGAAAAGGAGUCAUGUUGAAGGAUGCGGAGAUAUUCCAAGUGAUGCCAACAUUUCAGAUGGUGGAAACGAAGAAAUCUAAUGGAGAUACUCUGGAGUAUCAAAAAUUAGUAAUAGAGGAUCUUAGGCCUGCUCUGGCAGAUAUUGUGUGGGUUUGGCAGAGCGAUAAAGACGAACAAGACGAACAGUUAUUGCCUACUUCAAAGCAAGAGACAGAGCAACAUGAAGAGCUAUUGUCGAUUUUGAAUUUUGAAUAUAUAUAUAUAUUUUUUGUGUGUGUGUGUUUAGUAGCAUUUGAGCACAAUGCUCAUUGA